Messenger RNA from Acipenser ruthenus (sterlet), 5368 nucleotides. Its product is annotated as ephrin type-A receptor 3. The record is from RefSeq and is a predicted model, not a curated record. Gene Ontology annotation, cellular component: neuron projection; plasma membrane. Bases 97 to 3021 code for a protein of 974 amino acids. The transcript is spliced from 18 exons. Gene Ontology annotation, molecular function: protein binding; transmembrane-ephrin receptor activity; ATP binding. Gene Ontology annotation, biological process: cell surface receptor protein tyrosine kinase signaling pathway; protein phosphorylation; axon guidance. Lineage: Eukaryota; Metazoa; Chordata; Actinopteri; Acipenseriformes; Acipenseridae.
CGCUGAGAAUGGUAACUCAUCUUGGAAUCAGCGCGCUCACAUCAGUGGCAUGCUUCAUGGAGAUAUGUACCUCUCAUUAACCUCUGAACCACCAACAUGGAUUGCAAACCCCCUGUUCUUUUUCUGAUCCUCUCUUCAUUGAUCUCCCUGGGACAACUCACUAACCAUCCCUCCAACGAAGUUAAUCUGCUGGAUUCGAAGGCGAGUCAAGGGGAGCUGGGCUGGAUCUCUUAUCCAUCACAUGGGUGGGAAGAGAUCAGUGGGGUGGACGAGCACUAUACCCCGAUCCGCACCUACCAAGUGUGCAACGUGAUGGAGUACAACCAGAACAACUGGCUAAGGACCAACUGGAUCCCGCGCAACUCAGCCCAGAAGAUUUACGUGGAGCUCAAGUUCACCCUGAGAGACUGCAACAGCAUCCCCCUGGUGCUGGGCACCUGCAAGGAGACCUUCAACCUGUACUGCAUGGAGUCGGACGAGGACCAAGGGGUCAAGUUCCAGGAGCACCAGUACACAAAGAUCGACACCAUCGCGGCUGACGAGAGCUUCACUCAGAUGGACCUGGGCGACCGCAUCCUCAAGCUCAACACUGAGGUGCGCGAGGUGGGGCCUGUGAGCAAGAAGGGGUUCUACCUGGCCUUCCAGGAUGUGGGGGCCUGCGUGGCACUGGUCUCUGUGCGGGUCUACUUCAAGAAGUGCCCGUACACUGUUAAGAACCUGGCCAUGUUCUCAGACACAGUGCCCAUGGACUCCCAGUCACUGGUGGAGGUGCAGGGCUCCUGCGUCAAUCACUCUAAAGAGGAGGAGCCUCCCAGGAUGUACUGCAGCACGGAGGGGGAGUGGCUAGUGCCCAUCGGGAAAUGCUUGUGCAACAUCGGGUAUGAGGAGAGGGGGAACUCCUGCCAAGACUGCAGACCCGGAUUCUACAAAUCUCUCCCUGGGAACGCAAAGUGUGCAAAGUGUCCUCCACACAGCUACACCCACCAGGAGGGAUCUGUGCACUGCAGCUGCGAGAAAAACUACUUCCGCGCAGAGAAGGACCCAGUCUCCAUGGCCUGCACCAGACCUCCCUCUGCCCCGAGGAAUGUCAUUUCAAACAUCAAUGAGACUUCGGUCAUCCUGGACUGGACCUGGCCGGCAGACACAGGGGGCCGGAAGGACGUGACGUUCAGCGUGGUGUGUAAGAAAUGUGGUGCCAGCGCUCAGCAGUGUGAGCCGUGCCGCGGGGCUGUGCGGUUCCUACCACGCCGUGUCGGCCUCACCAACACCACAGUGACCGUGGCCGACCUGCUGGCUCACACCACCUACACCUUCGAGAUCGAGGCCCUGAACGGCGUCUCGGAGAAGGGCUCCGCACUCAAGCAGUGUGCCGCCGUCACCAUUACCACCAACCAAGCCGGUAAGGCUCCAUCACCAGUCACUGUGAUCAGGAAGGACCGCACGGCUCGGAACAGCGUCACCCUGUCCUGGCAGGAGCCAGAGCGACCCAAUGGGAUCAUCCUGGACUACGAGGUCAAAUACUACGAGAAGCAGGAACAAGAGACAAGCUACACUAUCCUGAGAUCAAAAGGCACCAACGUAACGAUCAACGGGCUGAAACCUGACACCACGUACCUGUUUCAGAUCCGAGCACGCACUGCCGCAGGGUACGGGGCCAGCAGCCGCAAGUUCGAAUUUGAAACCAGUCCGGAUUCUUUCUCCAUCUCCAGUGAGAACAGCCAGGUGGUGAUGAUUGCCAUCUCAGCCGCUGUAGCCAUCAUCCUGCUGACUGUGGUGGGGUACAUUCUGAUUGGCAGAUUCUGUGGGCAUAACAAGUCGAAACACGCUGAUGAAAAGAGGUUUCAGUUUGGAAAUGAUCAUUUAAAACUCCCAGGACUCAGGACAUAUGUAGACCCGCACACUUAUGAGGACCCCAAUCAGGCUAUCCAUGAAUUUGCCAAGGAAUUGGACUCCUCUUGCAUAUCCAUCGAUAAAGUGGUUGGAGCAGGUGAAUUUGGAGAAGUGUGUAGUGGCCGGCUGAAGCUGCCCUCGAAGAGAGAGAUCUCUGUGGCAAUCAAAACCCUGAAAGCAGGCUACACUGAGAACCAGAGGCGGGACUUCCUGAGCGAGGCCAGCAUCAUGGGGCAGUUUGAGCACCCCAACAUCAUCCGGCUGGAGGGAGUGGUCACCAGAAGUAAACCAGUGAUGAUUGUCACAGAAUACAUGGAAAAUGGUUCUUUAGACAGUUUUCUACGAAAGCACGAUGCCCAGUUCACUGUGAUCCAGCUGGUGGGCAUGCUGCGCGGCAUUGCCUCUGGGAUGAAGUAUCUCUCUGAUAUGGGCUACGUUCACAGAGACCUGGCGGCUCGCAACAUCCUGGUCAACAGCAACCUGGUGUGUAAGGUGUCUGACUUCGGGCUGUCGCGUGUGCUGGAGGAUGACCCUGAGGCUGUCUACACGACGCGGGGUGGCAAGAUCCCGAUCCGGUGGACUGCACCAGAAGCCAUCGCCUACCGCAAGUUCACCUCCGCCAGCGAUGUGUGGGGCUACGGCAUUGUGCUGUGGGAGGUGAUGGCAUACGGAGAAAGGCCUUACUGGGAGAUGUCCAAUCAGGAUGUAAUUAAAGCAGUGGAUGAAGGCUACCGGCUGCCUCCUCCCAUGGACUGCCCAGCUGCCCUGUACCAGCUGAUGCUAGACUGCUGGCAGAAGGACAGGAACAACAGGCCCAAGUUUGAGCAGAUUGUCAGCAUUCUGGACAAGCUCAUCCGCAACCCAAGCAGUCUCAAGAUCAUUGCCAACACCGCUUCCAGGCCAUCAAACCUGCUGCUGGACCGGAACAGCACAGACAUCACUGCCUUCCGCUCAAUGGGCGACUGGCUGGAGAGUGUCCGGACUGUGCCCUGCAAGGACCACUACACUGGGGUCAGCUACAGCUCCUGCAACACGCUGGCAAAGACAUCAGUAGAAAUAUGCCUGAGUGAUGUUAAGCCAACAGCCUCCUUACCUGAGUUUGAACCGCCCCUGGGGAUUUCCACACUUUAACCACAGCAAUCCCAGAUGGGACUUCAAGAAGAUAGGCGUAACUGUUGUAGGACCUCAAAAGAAGAUUGUAAGCAGCAUUAAAGCACUUGAAACACACACAAAGAAUGGCCCGGUUCCAGUGUAAGACAGGCCCUUCGCUGUUUUGGGUCAGAAAUAAAAAAUAAAAACAAUGUGGGAAAACAAUGCAAUGGACAGCAAAUUGAUGGAACAGUGGCAAAGGCACAGGGGGAUCCAGGGAUCUCAGGAAGAGUUUCACAGUGCUCAGAGUCCAGAUGGAUAUUAGUCCCGGGGUACAUAAAGACUUGCCAGUGCUAUGAGUUAGAGUUGCCUUAAUUUAAAAAAAAAAAAAACCAAGAGGAAGGAAAACUGUGUUUUCUACCAAUUUAAGUACUUCAAUCAAGCUGUGUUUUACUAUGUAACCAGGAGGUGAGAACAUUUAUUCACAAGGUUGCAUCAGAAAGCAUGGCUAGCUUUGAGACUGAUAAUUGAUCAAGUGGAAGUGGUAAGAAUGGUGUUUGCUGUUAACAUGUUUCAAAUGAAUUAGUAACAGGGAACGACUUUACUAAUGUUGCUAAAAAGGAAUAAACUCAAAUAAAUAGAUAAGAUAACCCAACUACCACUGGAGACUAGAUUUCGAUUGCAGGAACUGUUGAUGUCUUGAGCUAAGCAAUGCAAUAAAAUCAGCUCAGAACACCCCGACUCCUACCCAGAGGUUUAACACACUAAUCAUUCUAUCAAUCAUUGCACACGCACAGGCUUCAGCAGGGUCAGGGAUGGAUGUCGAACAGACAGAUCAAAAAACAUUAAGGCUUCUGACCACAGAAAUGCAUAGUUCAGCAUAGGGUGUUCUUCUGUUGAGUUUUACAGUGAAAUCAUGCAGCGGUCCUCAGAAUGACAGCCCUAUUCAUGUAAUGUAAUGUAAUGUAAUGUAAUGAAAGUGCCAAACAGCAAGUUACUUUGCUUUAGGGAACUAUGUGUGGUGUAUUUGAACCCCACGGUUAACACACGAACACAGUGUGGAGAUUAAGAGUCUCUAUUUAUAUGUCUUGGGCCAGAUAAGAAAGCAGGGUUUUCAGUUUAAUAACUAUUUCUCUCAAUACUAAUUGACAAAUGCUAGUUUUCUCACACAGAAUGAUAUGCAACAUAUGGUGUAAUGUACAUAGGAAUACAUUAGGAAUCCUUUUUUAUGUGGGGUUAUGAGUUACCAUUGAUUUCAAAUUAGAUUAUAUUGUAAUGGAGAUACUAUUUUGAAUGUGGAGAAAGUCCAAUUCAAAUUGUUUGCAUGAAAGUACCGACUGACAGACAAGAUGGAAGACUCGGGGCCAGUCCCAUUGCUGUCCCUUCUUGUUGACUUUGCCCCAGCUAGCAGUCACACUUGUAAUGCCAUGCGGUUGCCCAGUGCAGGUUUUAAAGGGGAAAUAAUCUGGGUAGUCAGAUUGGAACUGGUAUUACAUGUCAGUGGUAACAGUUGCUGUGAUUUAUAUAAAACUGAGAACCAUUCUUAUAAUUUUUAAUAAUAAAAAAAAAGAAAAAGUGAUCUUUUGAUGCGCCGCAGUGUCUCGUCUGAAGUGAUGCAGAAGGCAUAGCGGAAAACUGGAGGGGUAAUCUUGAUGUCAAUUGAAUGAUGCAUCUUUAACAGCCGAAGACGCGAGGGAAAGAAUAAUAAGAUAUAUUGGGAAAUAUAUCCUGAAGGGGCAGAAGUGAGCAGAAAUCAGUUGCAAUCAGAGUAAACACUGUCCCAGGCUCUGCUUCAUUGCGUACCUCCCCCCCGGCUUCAUGGAGCAUCCCAAUGAAUGGGCCCUUAGUGGGAGAGACUGCACUCCUGUUACAAACACUGCUCUUCAACACAGUAUCUUCAAGUGAUUUCUCAUGUACUCUUUAAAAGAGUGCAAACAAACAAAACUGAUCUAUUAGUCACUGUUGUAUAGGACACAGAAACAUACCUGUAUCUCUCUCUUUAUACAUGUGAAUAAAUACUCUUCCCCACAGUGUUAUCUUGUACAUAUGGAAACAUGAUAUUGUAAUAUUAGUAACAGUGACAUUAGCGGUACUGUCGUUUAUGUGGCCAUCUCUUGUACAGUACUUAUAUUAAAAAAGCUUGCUUAGGACAACAUUUUUUUAAAACAUGUACCAUAUUAUCUGUUCAGUACCUUAAAAAUCAAUUCUAAUUUCCAGCUAUUAUUUAUUCCUGUUAGCAUAUCCAGUGCAGAGUUGUUGCUUGUAGCAUACAGUAAACUAUGACAGUGUAUGGGAUUCCUAUUGAUGAUGUGUAUUUACCUUUUAUUGUGUAAGUUUGUUUCGUUGGUAUUUUUUUUUUGUUUUUAAAUACAAUACUGUUUUCCCCUAA